GAAACUUCUGUCAUGAUGAACAGUUGGGGAACUCGGUUUGGAUUGCUGCUGGCGCUGGCGCUGGUGCUGAUAGGGGCCUGUUCUGCUGCCGAUUAUCGACUUGGAGGCAGCGUCGUGCCCUCCUUUUAUAACUUGACAAUCAGCGUAUUAAGUAAUGUGGCCGAACCUACACUUUUCUAUGGAGAAGUCAACAUAACUCUGCAGGUGGUCGGCACGUCGGAGGUUCGGCAAAUCACGCUACACAAAGACGCGAUCGACAUAGACGAAUGCUGGCUGUACAACGAGUCCGGAGUUCAAGUGCAGCCAAUUGACAUUAGCCUGCUGAUAUAUGAUGAGGCGACACAGCAGCUGACAGUGCCGCUAUCUCAGGCAUUAAAUUUCCAUGGGGAGUACACGCUGGGCUUCAAGUACACCGGUAGAAUACGUACGGACAUGGCCGGACUCUUCUCCGCCAGCUACGUCGAGCAGGAUACUGGCAAGACCAAGUGGCUGGGCGUAACCCAAAUGCAGCGACUCAAUGCCCGCCUGGUGUUUCCCUGCUUCGAUGAGCCAGCCUUCAAGGCACAGUUCCAAUUGCAAAUUGUCAGACCCUCCGGCUAUGAGGCAAUCAGCAAUACGAAGCUACUUUAUACAGCAGAGGAGGGCACGGAUCGCUUUGUCGAUCACUUUGAGGUCACACCCGCCAUGUCCACAUAUCUUCUGGCCUUCAUCAUCGCCGAAUACACGGCACGCGGCAAUGUCAGCGACUUUGCAGUGCUGACCCGUCCCGAGUUUUACGACCACACGGAGUUCAGCUUUCAGGUGGGACAGCGCGUACUGUCCGCGUAUGAUGAGCUCUUCCAGCAGUCGUACGCCUCCCUGGGCAAUGAUGUUUUGCAGUACGCGACCUCACCGCGUUUCCCCCACAACGGCAUGGAGAACUGGGGGCUCAUUAUCUACAGCGACGAUGUGUUGGUCAAGGUGCCAGGCUAUACGGAUGACUGGUCGGACAAGGAAUUCACUGUACGAAUCAUCGCACACGAGACUUCCCAUAUGUGGUUUGGCGACAGCGUCACCUUCUCCUGGUGGAGCUACUUCUGGCUGAACGAAGCCUUUGCUCGCUACUACGAGUACUUCAUGGCACAUCAGCUCCAUCCUGAGUAUCGGCUGGAUGAGCAGUUUGUGGUGCGCCAAAUGCAGCUUAUUUUUGCCUCAGACGCUGUGAACAGCAGCCAGCCCAUGACAAGCCCAGAGGAGAGCAUACAAACGCCUUCACAGAUUGGCUUCAAGUUCAGCGCCAUUGCCUAUGCCAAGGGCGCGUGCAUUGUCCGCAUGUGGCGCAAUUUGAUGGGAGCCAACAACUUUGACACCGCCAUCAGGAACUACCUUAAGCAGCACCACUUGGGCAAUACAAGGCCAAGGGAUUUGUUUGCUCACCUUAUUGAUAACUGGCCCACGGAUCAGUAUGUCAAUCUGGAGCAGUUUUUCUACGACUUCACCGAGCAGGUUGGCUAUCCCAUGCUGAUAGUGAAUGCGACACGGGACAACCAAAUUAUCCACGUGGAGCAGAUGCGUUUUCUGCUCAAUCGCGGAGACGGCAGUGAUCCCGAUCUGAGGUACACUGUGCCCAUAACCUACGCCACGAAUCUGUCGCCCGACUUUGACAACCUCACGCCCAGAAUAUACCACCAUAGGGUUGUGGACAUACUGACGAUUUCCUUCGAGGAGCAACCUAUUGAGUGGAUCGUCCUCAACCUGAAGCAGUCCAACUAUUAUCGCGUGCUCUACGAUACGCCGCUUCUGAACAGCCUUCAGGUGGCUUUGUCCUCGUCCAGCCACAGUGGCGUGCCCGUAGAGAACCGAGCACAGAUUGUCGACGAUCUGUUUAACUUUGCCCUGGUGGGGUACAUCGACUACGCGGAUGUCUUCAAAUUUAUGGAGUACCUGAGCCAGGAGGUCGACUAUGUGCCCUGGUAUGCCACCUACCAAGGACUGCAGUUCGUGGCGAAGCGUCUAACGCCGAAUCAGCUGCCAAACUUCCAGCAGUACCUGAGCGACAUCACAGCCUCAGUAUUUGCCAAGCUGGGUGUAACCUGGAGCUCCGACGACACCGCCUUGGACGUGUACAAUCGCAAUAAGCUGGUGGAUUGGCUGUGUCGUUACCAGACCCGCGAUUGUAUUCAAUUGGUUGCGGAUAAAUUCACCAACGACUUUGAGAAACCUUCGCCUGACUACCGUCGCACAUUUUACUGUGCCGCUGCCCGAUCCGAGCCCUACGAGCGCGUGAUGGAGUUCUAUCGAGAGGAAACCAAUGUCAAGGAGCGGGAACUCCUCUGGGCAGCCGCCAGCUGUACGAGAUCUUAUGUGGCGCACUACCAAAACGAGAUACUGACCAACGGGAGCACUGUCAGCCAAAAGACCAUCGGCUUGGCCCAGAUGUAUCAACAGAAUCCAGACCUAAUUACUCCCAUUUUCAAUAUGCUGGCCGAGAACAUCACACCGUUGGCUGAGGCCUUGGACAGCUGGGCAGCGACUGCUGUGGUGAUUAGCGAUCUGGCGGAUUACUUCACCAGCAGAGAGCAGCUCCAGCUGCUGCAGGAUUUCUACGAUGGCAAUCACCUGCUCUUCGGCCAGUCGGCAUCAGAGCUGAGCAAGGCCCUGGAGACGGUGGAGCAAAACGUGCAAUGGACGGAGAUGCGUCUGGACAGACUGGCCAACUACUUGAGCAAACGGAAGGACAACGGCGGUCAGCAGUCGGCCCAAGUGCUUGUGAUGCUUGUGUUGGCGCUGCCCUUGCUGCUGGCUUGGCUCUGAUUUGCGAUGAAGUAUUAAGGAAAUAAAUGAUUAACCCGCGUUGGGGCACAGCGGGAUAAAUGC
Messenger RNA from Drosophila subobscura, 2856 nucleotides. RefSeq names its product aminopeptidase N. Gene Ontology annotation, biological process: proteolysis; peptide catabolic process. Gene Ontology annotation, molecular function: zinc ion binding; metalloaminopeptidase activity; peptide binding. Lineage: Eukaryota; Metazoa; Arthropoda; Insecta; Diptera; Drosophilidae. The coding region runs from base 13 to 2793 and encodes 926 amino acids. The transcript is spliced from 6 exons. The record is from RefSeq and is a predicted model, not a curated record. Gene Ontology annotation, cellular component: cytoplasm.